Messenger RNA from Onychostoma macrolepis, 2641 nucleotides. RefSeq names its product mast cell protease 1A-like. Gene Ontology annotation, molecular function: serine-type endopeptidase activity. Bases 1056 to 2093 code for a protein of 345 amino acids. NCBI's taxonomy places the organism in Eukaryota, Metazoa, Chordata, Actinopteri, Cypriniformes, Cyprinidae. Gene Ontology annotation, biological process: proteolysis. The record is from RefSeq and is a predicted model, not a curated record. The transcript is spliced from 6 exons.
UCAUACAUCGCUGGUGGUAAAGUCUCAAUUUCCCACAGUCGACCCUACAUGGUCUACAUUCGUGACAAGGUAUCAAAACAAGCAUGUUGUGGUUUUUUGGUAAGAGAGGAUUUUGUGAUGACAGCCGCCCACUGUAAACAAAGGUAGGUGAAAUUGCCAUAUUUUAUAAUUUUUAUCAGAAAGAGUGUACAAACUGACAAAGAAGCUUCACAGUAAUAAACAGGAAAAUAAAAUCAGUUAUGCAAACUCAAUUAUGGAGACGAUGCAAAUUUUGCAGUGUAAAUUUAAUCGAUUUUGAAACAAGUUAAAUUCAGCUAUAAGCAGUUCUACAGAGGGCUGCAAAGUUGUUAUUAAUCUAAAGUCACUCAUGCUGAUUCAACUUAGUUGCAGUUUAAUAACAGGGUUGAUGUUGUAAAUGAUUCAGCCAUAACGCAGCUCUACAGAAAACAAUAGUCAUCAUUCAGCUUAAUUCAGUUUAAGUUUUGUUGUCAUCCAUUGGUGUCAGUGUGCAGUCAUAUCAAUAUUCCUGAACAUUGAGUGUCUUUUACAUUGGUGACUUCUGACAUCCGAAGUGGCAGUCAUAUCGCUGUUUUAUAAAUAUUUAUUAAUAACUUUGUAAAUAUUGUAAACCUGGCCUGUAUGAUAUAUUUGUUCUUGUAAUUUUUAGUCAUCUUAUGGCAUAUUUGGGGGUCGAUGACACCAACUUUUUACCUGCCGGUGUAGAGGUAGAUCCAUAUCCACAUCCAAGAUUCAAUAUGAGGAGAGCAGAGCAUGACAUCAUGCUCCUAAAGGUAAUACAUAAUGCUGAACAGUUUCAUUACCAACUAGAACAAUGGCCUUUCAUGGUAGGAAAUGGUUGACAUUUACAGAAUAGACUUUUGCUCAACUUUAAAAUUUAAGAACAAUUCAGAAAAAACUGCAAGAAAUAUAGGUGCUAUUAAUUCAAGAGAACUCUGCAUCUUCUCUUUCAGCUCAAAACCCCAGCAACUUUGAGCAACACUGUGAAGACUAUAACUUUUCCAAAAACUGAGAAUGAAGCAAUCUCAAAGGACUGCAUGGUCAUGGGUUGGGGCUGGAAGGAAUACCAUCACGAGACUCCUUCAAAUGUGCUCAAAGAAGCAAUCGUGACUCUGAUAGACUCUGAAAACUGUGGCGUGGCUGAUACUCUGUGCUCUGAGGGAUCAACUGGACCAACACAGGGAGACUCUGGGGGUCCACUUGUUUGUGGAGGUGUUGCACAGGGAAUUAUUUCAUUUUCCAAAAACAAGAGAAAUGCAGAUUACCUCACAGGAUACACUCAUAUUUCCCACUACCUUUCAUGGAUUCAUCACAUCAUGUCACCUGACAUGCCAAAAAUAUUAGAUCAAGUCUCCACACCAGGAACAUUAGAUCCAACCCCUGGACGUUGGAUCCCUAAACCUGAUAAACAACAAGUCUUGUCUGUCUCCACAUACUCCAGUAAAGCUCCACACAGUCGACCCUACAUGGUCUACAUUCGUGGCAAAGUAUCAAAAGCAGCAUGUAGUGGUUUUUUGGUAAGAGAAGAUUAUGUGAUGACAGCCGCCCACUGUAAACAAAGUCAUCUUAUGGUAUAUUUGGGGGUCGAUGACACCAACCUUUUACCUGAUGGUGUAGAGGUACAUCCAUAUCCACAUCCAAAAUUCACUACGAAGCGAAAUGGGCAUGACAUCAUGCUCCUAAAGCUCAAAGCCCCAGCAACUUUUAACAAAAGUGUGAAGACUAUAACUUUUCCAAAAACUGAGAAUGAAGCAAUCUCAAAGGACUGCAUGGUCAUGGGUUGGGGCUGGAAGGAAUACCAUCACGAGUCUCCUUCAAAUGUGCUCAAAGAAGCAAACGUGACUCUGAUAGACUCUGAAAACUGUGGCGUGGCUGAUACUCUGUGCACUGAGGGAUCAACUGGACCAACACAGGGACAUUCUGGGGGUCCACUUGUUUGUGGAGGUGUUGCACAGGGAAUUGUGUCAUUUUCCAAAAACAAGGGAAAUGCAGAUUACUCACAGGAUACACUCAUAUUUCCCACUACCUUUCAUGGAUUCAUCACAUCAUGUCACCUGACAUGCCAAAAAUAUUAGAUCAAGUCUCCACACCAGGAACAUUAGAUCCAACCCCUGCCGACCCCAAAUACCAAAACCUAUCAACAGUGUUUUGUCUGGUACCCAAAACCCAAUAAAGUCUUGUCUAGUACCUAAAAUUGUUUUACUGCAUUUGGCCUAGUACCUAAAUCCAUAUUAAGUCUCCAUUCAACCAAAAGCUCGACUGAGGAUGCCAGGGAAGAGCAGAAAGGAGAUGACAAUUUUAUUGAAUACUCGUUUUUGCUAAGGCUUCAAUGCUCAGACUUUUUAUAUAGCAAGAUAUUGCAAUGGAAAAUUACUGCUUCACAACAUUAUCGCAUUAAAUUAAGAACCUUGAAAUUAAGACACGCUUCUGUUUCUUGUGAAGACAUAUCCCCUAAACCCAUACAACCAUAAGAUUAAACUGCAACAGAAAAAAACGAAUGAUCAAUGAACAGAUCAGUAAUAUGAGUGCAUAAAUGGUUUAAAGUCAUGAUUAAACCAUAAACUGAAUUAAACAAAGUAAUAAAUUGAUAAAAGAAAAACAUGGUUGCUCUUAAGAAUAAUAA